GGCCGGAGGGCUGGUAAGCGUCAAGUGCGCCUUCUCCCUUCCCUCUUGCAUCAGAAAUGUUUUUAGAUCUGUUCUCAAGUUGUCCCCUUCAUCGGAUAUCUGUUUCUGUUGAUUCUCUAUAUCUAGAUCUGUAUGCAAGAUGUAUAUUCUGUAUUUUGUUCGCUACUCGUUGAACUUGCUGAUUCCAGCUAGGUUCACGCUUGAGAUAUUUUUAAAGUAUACAUGAAUGAGGGCAUUGCGGUCUGAAUCAUGUUGUUGCCUGUGUCAGUCCAAUUCGUGGAUUAAAAUAGGGGACUGAACAAGGACACCAUACAAACGUCAUCUUAAAAAUUAUGUUGUGAUGGUAUAUGAACAUUUAAGUAGCUUGCAGAUUUUUGAUAAUAUAAACAACUUCAACGGAUCAGAAAUGCAGGCUGCAUACGUACCUGCUACUACUGAUUCAAUAGCACAGGCCCUGGAGGCUAAAGAUCAUGCAGAGUCUAUUUCCAUUCUCUAUGGUGUUCUUGCAAACCCAUCAUCUUCUUCAGAGGCAUUGCGCAUAAAAGAACAGGCUAUUUCAAAUCUUACAGAUCUUCUCAUCCAAGAAAAGAAGGCUGAGGAUUUGAGAAGUCUUUUGACCCAAUUGAGGCCCUUUUUUUCAUUAAUUCCAAAAGCUAAAACUGCAAAAAUUGUGAGAGGAAUCAUAGAUGCUGUUGCCAAGAUUCCUGGAACCUCUGAUCUACAAAUCUCGCUUUGCAAAGAGAUGGUGGAGUGGACUCGUGCUGAGAAACGCACAUUUCUGAGGCAGCGAGUUGAGGCAAGACUUGCAGCUCUCCUGAUGGAAAACAAAGAAUAUUCUGAGGCUCUAACACUCCUUUCAGGCCUGAUCAAGGAGGUCAGAAGACUGGAUGACAAGCUGCUGCUUGUAGAUAUUGACCUUUUAGAGAGCAAACUUCACUUUUCACUUCGAAACUUGCCAAAAGCAAAAGCUGCUCUGACUGCAGCGAGAACUGCUGCUAACGCUAUCUAUGUUCCACCAGCACAGCAAGGAACCAUAGAUUUACAAAGCGGGAUCCUUCACGCAGAAGAGAAGGACUACAAGACAGCUUACAGCUACUUCUUUGAAGCAUUUGAAGCUUUUAAUUCUCUCGAGGAUCCCCGUGCAGUCUUCAGCCUAAAGUACAUGCUUCUGUGCAAGAUAAUGGUCAGCCAGGCCGAUGAUGUUGCUGGCAUAAUCUCAUCCAAAGCUGGUUUGCAGUACCUGGGCCCUGAUUUGGAUGCGAUGAAAGCUGUUGCAGAUGCACACUCAAAGCGUUCACUGAAACUUUUUGAAACUGCUCUCCGCGAUUACAAGGCCCAGCUCGAGGAGGAUCCGAUUGUUCACAGGCAUCUUUCAUCUUUGUACGAUACUCUUUUGGAGCAGAAUCUUUGCAGGUUGAUUGAACCCUACUCAAAGGCUGAGAUUGCUCAUAUUGCUGAGUUGAUUGAAUUGCCCUUGGAUCAUGUGGAAAAGAAGCUGUCACAGAUGAUACUCGACAAGAAGUUUGCCGGGACUCUGGACCAAGGUGCUGGAUGUCUUAUCAUCUUCGAUGAUCCCAAGACCGAUGCCAUCUUCCCCGGAACACUGGAUACCAUUGCCAACAUCGGCAAAGUCGUAGACAGUCUCUAUGUGAGAUCAGCCCGUAUCAUGGCAUGAGAUCUUCUCUGUCGAAGUUUAGUUACUCGACAUGUUUGGCUAAUCCAUUUGACAUUUCUUACCUCUCCCCAUCAUCUGAUCAAUGUUUUGGUUGCCAAAGGAACAUUGUCCUUAAUUUUUUCUCCACUAUGUUUUCAGUCCUUUUGAGUUUUAUUGUUUAUGAACUGUGUUAUGGCUUUCAUCGCCCGUAUUAUGUAUGCUUGGAUAUGUUUGUA
Molecule: messenger RNA, 1890 nt
Organism: Zingiber officinale
Lineage: Eukaryota; Viridiplantae; Streptophyta; Magnoliopsida; Zingiberales; Zingiberaceae
Product: 26S proteasome non-ATPase regulatory subunit 11 homolog
Exons: 2
Coding region: 341-1675 (444 amino acids)
Biological process (GO): ubiquitin-dependent protein catabolic process
Cellular component (GO): proteasome regulatory particle, lid subcomplex
Molecular function (GO): protein binding; structural molecule activity
Source: RefSeq, a predicted model, not a curated record